AUGAUCUCCCUACGAUCGAUCGUUCUGGCCGUUCUCUCCAUCGCCUUCCUCAUCUGCGUGAUUGAUGCUAGGAUAGUGGACCAAUAUGAAGACCACAUGGCAGUUCCAUAUGUGGCUGGUGACUACCGCCUACGAGCAUUCGAUGACUUCAAUUUUCCGCACAAACGUGUGCCGUCAGCCGGUGAUAUGAUGGUACGAUUCGGGAAGCGAUCAGUUUAA
Molecule: messenger RNA, 219 nt
Organism: Necator americanus (New World hookworm)
Lineage: Eukaryota; Metazoa; Nematoda; Chromadorea; Rhabditida; Ancylostomatidae
Exons: 2
Coding region: 1-219 (72 amino acids)
Source: RefSeq, a predicted model, not a curated record